ACAACAAAAACGGAAGAAUGUCACCAAAAAUGAAAAUUAAAAUCGAAAAGGGACCUCGCGAAGGAGAAACCCUAGAAUACGAUCCAACUUCAGUUAUCAAAAUUGGGCGAGUAGCUCGCGGCAAUACCAUCGCAAUUAGAGAUGCAGGUAUUUCGUCUAAACAUUUAUGCAUUCAAUUUGAUAAACAUUUACAAAAAUGGACUUUAAUUGAUAUCGGUUCAUCAAAUGGUACUGUAUUAAAUGGAAUAGAUCUUAAGCCGAAUGAGUCGUAUAGUCUUAGUGAUGGCGAUUGUGUUAAGAUAGGUGAUUUGACUUGUAUGAUUGUUAAGAUUGGGACUGAGAUUGAAGUUGUAGGUCCGUCUGAUAGACGGAAUGGUCAGGGUGUUGCUGUUGUUGAGAGUGAGUUAGGGUUUAAUGGGGGGAAAGCGGUGGGAACACAGAUGCGGAAUUUGCGUGGCAGAGGUAAAAAAGUGGCGGCGGCGGUGGAGGUUGAGGUUGUGCAGAAGAGAGUUUUGCGUGGUAGAGGAAAGAAAAGUGUGGCUAUGGAGAGAAAGAAGGCGGUGGUGGAGGAGGAGGAGGAUCUACAGAAGCGAGAAUUACGUGGUAGAGGUAAGAAAGAUGUGGAGGUGAAGAUUGGGGUGGAAAAUUUGGGUUGUAAGAGGGUGCUCAGGAGUUCGAAAAUGGGAGAGAAUGUGAAUGUAGAUGUGAAAGAAAUGGGUGAGAAUGUUUCUGUAUUGGUGGAAUCGAAGAAGACAAGAGGAGGGAGGAAGAUUUUGCCGGUGAAAGGUGUUGAGGGAUCUGAGUUAGAUAGAGGUAAGCUAGAUGAAAAUGGAGUUUCGGUAGAAGUUAAAAGAACGGGGAGAGGGAGAGGGAGACCAAGGAAGAUGAUGAAGGUGGAGUCUUUGGAAGAGAACGAUGCUAUAGAAUCUGUUCAAGUUGGUGAAGGAAACGAGGGUGAUUCUGAUCAAGGUAAAGUUGAUUUGUUGAAGAAGGUUGAAAAUCUCAGUUUGGUGGAGAAUCUAGACGUAAACAACGAAUCUGCUCAAGAUCUUUUGGUGGAGAAAUUGGAUACCAGCAACGAAUGUGUUCAAGAUGACUUGGCGGAGAAAUUGGCGCUUACGCAGGAUGAUUGUGAGGAAGAGGAAACAGCCACUAUGAACAAGCGAUUGAAAAUGAUAGAGAAUGGCAUACCAAAUACCACCAGAAAAUAUAAAGAGGAAACGUUGGUGAAGCCUAGUACAUGGGAAACGAUAUUCGAGAGAGCUAUGAAAAGUGGUGCUGCCAAACCUUCAUCAUGACUUGGAUGGUUGUAAUUAUAUCGUCUUCAUACGUGUUCACGCAGGAGUCCAGCCCAAAACACCCUUCACGUCGGUAUCACCUUUAUCGUUGGAGACAGCCUAAUGAUUCUAAAUAUAUAUUCUUCCAGGACUUGUAAACUGCUGUUGGUAAUCAGCCAUAUAUAAAAAGGUACAGUUUAUACAACCUCUGAAUUACCAACAAUAUGCUCUUUCCAAACUCCAAAAUACCCUGAGUAACGCAGCAUCUAAUACAAACUGCAACCAAGUAAUGUCUUCUAAGUUCAAAAGCCAUAUCUGUGAUUGCAAUUGCAAAAGCAACAACUCUGAUGGUCUAGGUUACUUUUGAAUACACGCGUUUCUGCUUAUCUUAUAUUUCAGAUGUGAAAUGUAACUGACAUAGUAUUUUUGCAAGUUAUAAACCAUUUUGUAACUUAAU
Erigeron canadensis is the source of this 1734-nucleotide messenger RNA. Its product is annotated as FHA domain-containing protein At4g14490-like. Gene Ontology annotation, molecular function: mRNA binding; protein binding. NCBI's taxonomy places the organism in Eukaryota, Viridiplantae, Streptophyta, Magnoliopsida, Asterales, Asteraceae. Bases 18 to 1298 code for a protein of 426 amino acids. The transcript has 2 exons. The record is from RefSeq and is a predicted model, not a curated record.